This is a messenger RNA of Dermacentor andersoni, 817 nucleotides long. RefSeq lists its product as uncharacterized. The record is from RefSeq and is a predicted model, not a curated record. NCBI's taxonomy places the organism in Eukaryota, Metazoa, Arthropoda, Arachnida, Ixodida, Ixodidae.
AGUGCACCGUGCAUAUAGAAAAGUCGUCACGCAGGCGAUACUGUUUCUGAGCUCGCUGAAGCUGCUGUUCAUAUAGCGCAAAUUGGCAGUGCCAGCAUCUUGGAUCAGUAGGCGAAAAAAAAUUUUUUUUUGAUGCGAUAUGCCGCGUUUUACUUUGGUGUAUUUGUCGGUGCUUCAUUUCCCAAUCAUCAUGUGUUCGAGGGAAUCUAAUAGUGAUCCCGGAAUACUAGUCUAUCCUCUGCUCUUUGAAACGAGGAGUGAAAAUGGAGAGAGGGCUGUCCACUUAAGUGAUGGAAACUUUGUGCACCUGCACAAAGCUACCGUACUGCACGAUACAUUGACUGUGCACUCAUUCGAGAAGAACAAACGCAUCGUUCGAACGAUUGAAUCCAAGGAUAUCGAAGGAAAUCUUUACGAAAACAAAAAAACAUUGGCUUCUCUUCUUCUGGAAGAAACUGCAAAUGGAAUUGUGAUGGAGGGCCUUGUAAACCACACGUACCGCAUUCAACCUUUGUUUGAAGCUGAAAGGUCUGAAAGCGGACAAAUUGCUCACAGACUAUAUGUGGUGAAGUCACACAAAGCAAAUGUUAUUAAAUCAAUUCCAGAAUUUGAACCUUUGCCUGAGGAUUUUAUUGCAGGUGAGUUAGCACUGUAUUUGUCGUGGCAUCACACAUUGCCAUAAAAUUUCUGUUUCAGAGGCCAGAAGCGAACUUCCAAGUGUUUUUCGUCCUGACGUGUUUCUAAUAUCCGAUUAUGAACACAACAGGCAUUUCUCGAGCCUUAAAAAACUGGUGAAAUAUCUCGUCGUACUAUUCAA